This is a messenger RNA of Hyaloscypha bicolor E, 522 nucleotides long. Its product is annotated as glycine cleavage system H protein. The record is from RefSeq and is a predicted model, not a curated record. Gene Ontology annotation, biological process: glycine decarboxylation via glycine cleavage system; protein lipoylation. Lineage: Eukaryota; Fungi; Ascomycota; Leotiomycetes; Helotiales; Hyaloscyphaceae. The transcript has 2 exons. Bases 1 to 522 code for a protein of 173 amino acids. Gene Ontology annotation, cellular component: cytoplasm; mitochondrion; glycine cleavage complex.
AUGGCAUCAAUUGUACGAUCUCUACGGCCUGUGGCCUCACGAUUUGCGGCAAGUUCGAGUAGAACUGCACGUUCCUGGCCGAUAUCUCAAUUCCAAGCCCGAACUUUCUCGGCGUCAAGUGCUGCACAAGCCAAGAAAUACACAAAAGACCACGAAUGGAUUGAGCUUUCUGAAGACAAGAAGACUGGAUACAUUGGUAUCUCGGAAUAUGCUGCCCAUGCUCUGGGAGAUGUGGUCUAUGUCGAGCUCCCAACAAUACCGAUGGAGGUCGCAGCAGGUGAUUCGAUUGGAGCUGUGGAGUCAGUGAAGUCGGCUUCAGACAUCAACUCGCCCAUCAGCGGUACGAUUGUUGCCGUCAACGACUUACUGGAGGAGAGACCGGGAACGAUCAACAAGGGACCUGAGGAUGAGUCGUCCGCCGGAGGAUGGGUUGCGAAAGUGGAGGUUAGCGAUGCUGGAAUCAAGGACCUGGAUGGAUUGAUGGAUGCAGCAGCAUACAAAGAGUUCACCGAAGAAGAAUAA